This is a messenger RNA of Ectocarpus siliculosus, 615 nucleotides long. Lineage: Eukaryota; Phaeophyceae; Ectocarpales; Ectocarpaceae. The record is from the annotation of a GenBank genome assembly.
CCUUUGCCUUGAUACCCCAAGGCCAGCUCGCCUCUCUGCCCUGCUCUCUCACCCUCACCCUCUCGCUAUUACCUCUUUGAUGAGGGAAGGAGGAACUCCAACCAAUUCAGGAUACACACGGCGGGAUGGCGGAAUUCGCCCGGACAGCGAGAUUGCAAGGCGACGACAGCAGCGGAGAAGGGGCCAUGGCGGAAGGGCUGGCGACGGCGUUCCAGUGCUUCCAGGACGGGAUGGGGGAGAAGCUGGUCUCUCUAGCCCAGGAGCAGUCGGCGCUGUUGUCGAAGCUCGAGGCCUCUCGAGAGGCCCUGCCGGUGUCUUCCACCGGACGUACGCGAGAUCGUAGCGGGCGCGCCGAGUACAACGAAGACGUUGAGUUCAUCGCCAAGGUCAUGUCCCAGGCCCCGUGGUACGCCCAACGUGUGCGGGCGCUCGCCCAGCAAAAGGCAUCGCUAGAUGCGCGGUUGGUCCACCUCCAGCGAAGAAGCACCGGGCUGAGGGAGUCUCUGCCCGUACCGAUGCAGCGUCACCUAGCCGAACGGCUAGAAGCGUCUAGCAUGGCCCCGUUUCGGGAACAGACAGAUAUGGCGUUCGUGACGUGCUACCAAGGGGGUGUCG